Molecule: messenger RNA, 5025 nt
Organism: Eriocheir sinensis (Chinese mitten crab)
Lineage: Eukaryota; Metazoa; Arthropoda; Malacostraca; Decapoda; Varunidae
Product: protein lozenge-like
Exons: 5
Coding region: 1712-3085 (457 amino acids)
Biological process (GO): regulation of DNA-templated transcription
Cellular component (GO): nucleus
Molecular function (GO): RNA polymerase II cis-regulatory region sequence-specific DNA binding; DNA-binding transcription factor activity, RNA polymerase II-specific; ATP binding
Source: RefSeq, a predicted model, not a curated record
AGUGGAGUCAAAAAUCCUUGUAAAUAUUUAAUGUCUUUCUUUUUCUGGGCCCGUGCGGUGGGCGGAGUCUGAGGUGUGUCGCGGUCACGUGAUUGGCCGACUAGUGGUUUAGGCGGAUGCCAGACGCUUCUUUCCGGCCCGAUUACCCUGGCCUGUGUCCUCUAUGGCAAGGCUGCCCUGCCCCCGGCCACCAGCCUUCUUUUCACGGCCUGGCCUGUAAUUUCAACUAUCCUAAGAGGCGGCACGGCGUGGGGCACCUUUCUGGCACGACAAUUAAAGAGUAACUCACAUUCUUCGAGACACGGUGGUCGGCGGUGACGCGGCGGGUGGCGUGCGGCCUCCGCGUCGCCGCUGGUAAUGAUAGAGUCAAUCGCGUCUCCGGGCCGGUGUGCGAAGUCGGCGAGAGGGAAAAAUGCAUUUUUUUCAUAGUCAUUUUUCAGCAGGGUAAGAUUCCCUGCCCUGGGAGCCCGAGGCAGGGGCGGGCAGGGCCGGGCGACGGAGGGCGGCCAGAGGUGGGCGGGGGAGCCACGCACUCAGGAAACGGACGCCGCGGGAAAAAAAUGGUGGUGGGUGUCGGCGAGCGAGUGUAGGUGUUCGGACGAGUUUUGGGUUCACCGCGCGGUUGGCCGUUGGGAGGCGGGUAGUCCUCAGCGGGGCAGCCCUCCCGAGCCCUCACCCCGCCAGUCAGUCAUCCUCACCCCGCCACACCAGCCAGACCGCCACACCGCGCCGGCCACACCACCCACCGGGCCCCCGCCACCCUCCCGCGUGUCCCAGUGUCGCGCUGCCACUACUGUGCCGCCGGGGCGUCCCACGGACCCUACGCCGCCGCCGCCCGCAGGAGUGUGACUUGCUGCCGCCCAGCGUCGCCGCGAGUGGUGGUGUGUCCUGCCCGCCGUGUGCCCGCGGAGCACGCCGCUGCCCGCACACAAGUCUGUGGUGUUAGCGCGCCGCGCCCCGCACCGCUCCCGCCUCAUGACAUUAUAGAUGAAAGUGUUUGCUGGCGGCCCGUCGCCGAGCAGGCCCACAACUCUGCCGCCCGGCCCGGCCCGCGCCCGCGGCCCCGACGACCCCGCAAAAAGCUGCCCCGCGGCGCCCCGAGGGAGGCGAGGCGUGUCUGCGGCGACACGAGUGUCACCUGAAGGGAAACCUCGCUUCCUGAGACGUCCGCCGAGUUCCGGCUGUCGAGCACUUCCCUCCGGCGCCGCCACAGCGGAACUCACGUGACGGGGCCGCCGCCCCCCACCCUAGUGCUGCCGCCCAACGCCACCUCGCAUAAGGGUCGCGCGUCACCUCGUCGCCGCCGCCGACAGCGUCUUCCUGGAAGACUUGUCGCGGCCACGAGGAAUCAAGACAAGUGGCCAGCGCCGUGCGGCCCGCCGCCCCGCCGCUGACCAGGCUCGUCAGCGGCCAGCCAACGGCCCCCGUGGCCGCCCCUGUGUCCCCGCGCCGCCCCCAGUGUGUGUAUUAUGUAAGGCCGCCCGCCGCAAGGCCCGUGAGUGACUCCAGGCAGCAGCCCGCCGCUGCCGCCGAACAGUCGGGCGGCGGCCGUCGCCUGCAGGCCCCCGCCGCGGACACCCGUGACACCGUGGGACUGAGGUGGGUGCCAGGCAGUGCCGCUGCACGGGGCAGCAUCGGGCACGGGCGGGCAGCAGCCGACACCGCCGGCGCCGUGGCUCCCCAUGCUGGCGCCGCCGACCCGCGCGCCCUGAUGACGGUAGCGUGGCGCAGCGCUGGUGACAUGGCGACGGAGGUGGGCGGCAUGGGUGGCAUGAGCGGCGGGGGCGAGCACCCGGGCGAGCUGAUAAAGACGGGCGCCCCGAACAUCCUGUGCACGGCGCUGCCCAACCACUGGCGCUCCAACAAGUCGCUGCCGAUGUCCUUCAAGGUGGUGGCGCUGGACGACGUCAAGGACGGCACCAUCGUCACCAUCAGGGCCGGCAACGACGAGAACUUCUGCGGCGAGCUGCGCAACAACUCCGCCGUCAUGAAGAACCAGGUGGCCAAGUUCAAUGACCUGCGCUUCGUCGGCAGGUCCGGCAGAGGGAAGAGCUUCAACCUGUCCAUCAUAAUCAGCUCGGCGCCUAUCCAGAUCACGACGCUGACGAAGGCGAUCAAGGUUACGGUAGACGGACCUCGCGAGCCCCGGAACAAGUCACGUGAGUGGAUUGUGGGACACCCCGGCUGGGGCUUCCCUCUAGGCUACCACCCGUGGUUGGAUUCCCACCUGUCAGCGCUGGGCUACAACCUGGGCCUUACCGCCUUCAACCCCCUCGCCCACACCAAGGCCCUCGAGCUAGCAAGAGUGGGCGGCAACGGGUGGCUGGACGCCUGGCGGGGGGCUUCCGGACUGGUGGGGGGGCUGGGCAUGGGCGUGGGGGGCUCGCACCUCCCCGGCACGGCCCUGGGCAGCCUCUCCGCCCACUCGCUCCCCUCUCUGCCCGCCCACAACCCCGCCCACUCCCACGCCCUGGCCAGCAUAACCAACACAGAGAGCACGAGACAGCUGCUGAGCGGUGAGUCCAGGUGUCUGAGGUGUCGCGGGUGUGAAUCAGGGGGGGCGUGCACCUCCCACCUCCACCACGCCACCCCCACGCCCCCCUCCUCCUCCCCCGCCGCCGUCUCCUGCUCCCCCUCCACCUCCACCAACAGCAACAGCAGCAACAACAACAACAACAACAGCACCACCCAGAACCACAACAACAACACCACCACCACCACGAGCUCGGUCUCCACCACCACCACCACCACCACCACGACCAACACCACUGGAGGAGGCGGAGGAGGAGGAGGAGGUGGUGGAGGUGGAGGUGGAGGAGGAGGAGGAAAUACCGGGAAUGGAGGCAGUGGAGAAACAGGAAGUGGAGGAGGUGGAGUAGGGGGGCUAAUAGGAAGUGGAUUAGGGGGUGGAAUCGUGAGUUUGCGGCCGCCUCCCCUCGCUGCUCUGGGUGGACUGAGCGCCUUCUCUAUCCCGAAGACGCUGGGAGGCCUCAAGUCCGCCUUCCAGUCCCGUGAAUCCUCUUUUCAGCCCGUCAAGCCUUCCAGCGACAGGAGCCCCGAAGUCAAGGUGUGGCGGCCCUACUGAAGGAUACUAAAGGAAUCUGCAGGACUCUGAAGGACCCCAAAGAAGCCUGUAGGAACCUGAAGGACUCUAUAGAAAGCUGCGUCACCCUGAAGGAACCUGAAAGAGUCUGAAGGAGCCUGAAGAACCAACCCUGAAGGACUUAAUAGGACUCUGAAGGACCCUGAAGGACCCUGCCAUGACCACAGGAAGGACCAUAAUGUGACCUCCACUAACCCUUCUCCCUCGCUCCCCUACAUUUUCCCUCCCCCCUCCACUAAGUUUCCUCCCCGUCCACUACACUCCCCACCUCCCUCCUCCCUUCGCCCACCUCCUUUCCAAAGACAACCUUACCCCAAUCCACCCUAAUACGAGCACCCCAACCUCCACUUUUCUCUCCCCACCACCCCCCUCACAAAAUACCCCCUCCACAAUCUCCUCCUCCCCAAUAUAAUAUACCUCCACUACCUCCCCCUCCUCUCACAACCUCUCCCCCAUCCCCUCCAUGAUCCUUCUCUCCCUUCUCCCUCCUCUUCUACCUCCAUCGAAACCCCUCCUCCUCCCUCCACCUCCCCCUCCACCCCCCAGCACGUACCUCAUCUCCAAUCACGUACACUAAAUUGCCAGCCACGUACGCACGCACGCACGCACGCACCCCGAACGGACUUCAUACCCGUGUGCGUGUAUGUACGUGUGUGCGCGCGCGUUCUAAUGCGUGUAUGUGUACGUGUGUGCGUGUAUAAGUGUGUGAACGUCUUUUUUCUAAGUGGUACACAGGCACGCACCACCACCACCACGACCUGACCUGUACUUGUUUUAUACGAAGUGAAAAAAAAAAUUGUGAUAGAAAGUGGAAAAGAGUGGGAGGGGAAAAAAUAUAUAUAAAAAAGGAAAAAAAUGAGAGUUGAUGAUGAAGAGAGAGAGGAGAGGAGAGAAAAAAAAAGGAAAGAAAAAUGAAGGAGAGUAUGAUAAAAAAAAACUGUUUGAUCUCAUUUCGCAGCUCAGAGAAGAAAAAACUGACGGAGGGAAAAAAAGAAAAAAAGAAAGGAGAGAUAAAAGGAGGGAGAUAAAAAAAAAAGUAAGAGUGGAAAAAUAGACGGAAACUUCAUAAUGUGUUUGUGUUUGUGUGUGUUUGUUUGUGUGUUCUCAGAGUAACAAAAAAAAAAAAAGAUACAGAAGAAAGAAAAAAUACAGAAGAGGAAAAUACGGAAAGUGGAGGAGAGAAAAAGAAAGAAAAGUGGACGAGGAAAAAAGUGGAGGACAAAAUAUAUAAAAAGAGAGAGAGACAGAAAGAGGAGGUCAAAAAAAGGACAAAAAAAAGUUGGUCUACAUGAGGCCAACUAGUCAUGUGCAUUUAUGUGCGUACGGAGACAAUGUGUACAUGAAAGGGACUCCAUAUGUACGUAACUGUGUGCGUGUGUGUAAGUACGUGUGAUUUUGCGCGUGUGUGUGUGUAUGUGUGUACGUGUGUGUAUUUACGGUGGCCCAGGACCGCCCCCCCCUCACCCCUGCCCCCCUCCCUGCCCCCGCCCCCUUUUUUCUCAGAGCAAGCCUCCUCCCCUCCCCCCUCCCCCCAUCUGCCCCCCCCCCCCCUCCAUCACCUGUCCUGAGGAAAAUAUAUUAGUGAAAAACGAACUCAAAAUUUCGAAAAACCUUGCCAAAGAAAGUGCAAAGAAGCCGCCUGAGUGGUUUGUGUAGCCGAGAGAUAAUAAUAAUAAAUGGUAACUUUGUGUAUAUUAUGAGCGCGUUUGAUACCUAUAAAAAAAAAUAGAAAGGAAGAAAAAGGAAGGUGAAAGAAGAUUAUUUUGCAGGUGAGGGAAGUGACAGCAAACGACAACGACAACAACAACAACAACAACAACAACAACACGGUAACAUCACCACCACCACCACCAACAACAACAACAACAACAACAAACACGGUAACAUCACUAACAUCAGCAUCACAACAACAACAACAACAA